AUGCCUGACUCGGGUGAUUCACCAGAGAGAGCCGCAAAGCGCCUGAAAAACAACAGCAUGGUCGGCGUUGAAGCAGCGAGUGACUCGAAUGGCGAUGAUGAUGAUGCAUCUGUGCCAACGAGUACUCAAGCGUACGCACCAAAAUGGCGCCGUACACCAGCUCGCAGCGUCUUACAUCCCAUGACCUGGAAAGAAGCGAAUGAAUGGAAGAUGCAAACACACAACCCUUUGAGGAUGCAGCAGGAUACUGAAAUUCAUGGUUCGACACGUACACGGAAACACUCUGAUCAAGCGACGCCAGAACUAGCGCACAACGUUGCGUCGCACUACAACCAGCGCCAGGAUGUAGGCACAGAAGCGCGGAAAAACUCUCCUAUUAUCGGACUUAAGAGAUUCAAUAACUGGGUCAAGUCAGCUUUAAUCAAUUUGUACGCGCCACCUGAAUCAGAGGAUCAGAAAGGCAUUCGCAUCCUCGAUUUGGGGUGCGGGAAAGGCGGCGAUUUGCGCAAGUGGGAUCAACAGCAUGUGUCGGAAAUGGUGAUGCUGGAUAUUGCCGAUGUGUCUAUUCAACAUGCUCGCUCGCGUUAUACUGAAAGUUCACUUCCCUGGGAUGCGCACUUUUUUGUGGGUGACGGAUUCCGUACACCAUUGGACCAGCUCGUACCCGAGUCCUUGCUGGAACCCAUGUUUGACGUGGUUACGAUGCAGUUCUGCCUCCAUUACGGAUGGGAUACGGAGGAAAAUGCACGUACGAUGCUGACCAAUGUCGCGAAAUGGCUGCGUCCUGGCGGCAUCUUCAUCGGUACGAUACCCGACGAAGAGACCCUGUUUGGUCGUUUGGAGGAAACAGGAGAUGCCACGGCUCUUGAGUUUGGUAACGACGAAUACAAAGUCGAGUUCGAUAUCCGCUUUGCUCAGGGAGAUAUGCCUUUCGGCAACAAGUAUCAUUUCUGGCUGAAAGAUGCUGUCGAUAAUGUGCCAGAAUAUGUGGUCGACUGGCGCAUGCUCGAGUCGAUCGCGAGUGAGGUGGGACUGCGCCUCACAUACAAGGCACGCUUCGAUCAAAUUCUUGUGGAUGGAUACCAGAACAAGCAUCUCCGAUAUCUGCUCCGGCGCAUGAAUGUGCUUGAUCAGAGUGUCACGGCGGACGGGUCUGUCGCACCUAACGUGACUACUAGUCUUUGGGAGGCAUGCACUCUCUACGUCGGAUUCGCAUUUCAAAAAGAUCAUUUUUAA
Malassezia restricta is the source of this 1236-nucleotide messenger RNA. RefSeq names its product mRNA (guanine-N7-)-methyltransferase. Gene Ontology annotation, cellular component: nucleus. Gene Ontology annotation, biological process: 7-methylguanosine mRNA capping. Gene Ontology annotation, molecular function: mRNA 5'-cap (guanine-N7-)-methyltransferase activity. The transcript has a single exon. The record is from RefSeq and is a predicted model, not a curated record. Lineage: Eukaryota; Fungi; Basidiomycota; Malasseziomycetes; Malasseziales; Malasseziaceae. The coding region runs from base 1 to 1236 and encodes 411 amino acids.